This is a messenger RNA of Vitis vinifera (wine grape), 2522 nucleotides long. RefSeq names its product GDP-Man:Man(3)GlcNAc(2)-PP-Dol alpha-1,2-mannosyltransferase. Gene Ontology annotation, molecular function: GDP-Man:Man(3)GlcNAc(2)-PP-Dol alpha-1,2-mannosyltransferase activity. The coding region runs from base 703 to 2094 and encodes 463 amino acids. The record is from RefSeq and is a predicted model, not a curated record. Gene Ontology annotation, cellular component: endoplasmic reticulum membrane. Gene Ontology annotation, biological process: protein N-linked glycosylation. The transcript has 7 exons. Lineage: Eukaryota; Viridiplantae; Streptophyta; Magnoliopsida; Vitales; Vitaceae.
AAACUAUCUUAUAUACAUUCCCAGUUUCGAACUAGAGAACGAUCUAUCCCACACAAAAACAAACUGAAUAAUUUACGUUUAUUUUAAUUUUGAAUAUCAAGAAGCUUAAUUUAUUGGUAGAGUUAAUUAAAAUGUUAAAUAAAGACUUUAGAAUUUUUUGCUUCUUUAUUUCAGGGAAGUAUUCACUAAAGAGAUUUUUUUUUUUUUGUUAUUAAAAAAUCUAUAUAUUUUAAAAUUAUUUAAUGUUUAUAUAAAAGAAGAAAAAUGAAUAAAAUAAAUUUAAUAGAAGUAUAAAUGUAAUUUUUUUAGCUUUUAAAAAUUUAAUUUUCCUUUUUUUUUCUUUAUUUUUCCCCAAAUUUUCUAAAAACAAAACAAAAGUUUAAAUAAUCGAAUACUCUAAACAAUUAAAUUCUCUUGCGCUGGUUCCGGUAUUAUCCUCUUGCUACCUAAAGACUUUUGAAUCGUUUGUUUCCUUUAAAAAAUUGGGAUUCCCUAAACGAUUCACAAUAAAAUUGUACGGGCAAAAUCAGACUAUAUGUAACAAAGUGUUGGAAACUUUCAUUUCUUGAUCGGAUAUUAUAUAGUGAAAAUUUCUUUUAUGGCUCUGUAAAGAGUUCUGUAUCAAGUCUUAAGACGAUCUCUUCCCAUUUUCCCACAUCUUCGAUCGUUUAAUCCACUGAAAAUAAGAAAAAUAAGAGAUCAAUGGCGAAUGAGGUUGUGGUAUGGUGCCUAAUUUCAGGUGCAGUAGCCUUAAUUUUGAGUUAUAUUUCACUUUCAAUUGUCAAAGGCAGGAGCAACAGACGACAUGGGGUUGCAUUCUUCCAUCCAUACACCAACGAUGGCGGUGGUGGUGAGAGGGUCUUGUGGUGCGCCGUCAAAGCCAUCCAAGAAGAAAGCUCCGAUCUGGACUGCGUCAUCUACACCGGCGACCACGAUGCUUCUCCUGACAGUUUGAUGGCUCGUGCCGUUCAACGUUUUGGGGUCGAGCUUCUAUAUCCACCGAAGGUGGUGCAUCUAUAUAAGAGGAAGUGGAUAGAGGAAACCAUGUAUCCUCGCUUUACUAUGAUUGGCCAGAGCCUUGGUUCAGUUUAUCUUUCUUGGGAAGCCUUAUGCAAGUAUACCCCUUUAUAUUAUAUUGACACCAGCGGAUAUGCCUUUGCAUAUCCGGUUGCACGGUUGUUUGGAUGUAAGGUUAUUUGCUAUACCCAUUACCCAACAAUCAGUUUAGACAUGAUAUCUCGCGUUCAGGACCAAAAUUCGAUGUAUAACAAUGAUGCCUUGAUUGCUAAGAGCACUUGGUUAUCCCUAUGCAAAGUCAUCUAUUAUAGACUAUUUGGUUGGAUGUAUGGAACUGUAGGCUCUUUUGCACACCUUGCAAUGGUCAAUUCUUCAUGGACUCAAUCUCAUAUUGAAAGCCUUUGGAGAAUUCCAGAACGUACCAAGCGAGUCUAUCCUCCUUGUGAUACUUCUGGACUUCAGGCUCUUCCAUUGGAAAGACUGAGAAGUUCUCCAGCAAUUAUCUCUGUUGCUCAAUUUCGUCCAGAGAAGGCACACACCCUUCAACUCAUGGCAUUUUCAGUUGCCAUUAGGAAUUUGGAUGCAGACUUGCCCAGACCUAAGCUCCAAUUUGUGGGCAGUUGUCGGAAUAAGUCAGAUGAAGAAAGAUUGCAAAAUCUGAAAGACAAAGCCAUUCAACUGAAGUUGGAGGGGGAUGUGGAAUUUCAUAAGAAUGUGAUGUACAGGGACCUGGUGGGACUUUUGGGAGGUGCUGUUGCGGGGAUCCAUGGUAUGAUCGAUGAGCACUUUGGCAUAAGUGUUGUAGAGUACAUGGCUGCUGGUGCCAUCCCAAUUGCUAAUAAUUCUGCUGGCCCGAAAAUGGACAUUGUUUUAGAAGAAGAUGGACAACAAACAGGGUUUCUUGCACAAACUGUGGAAGAAUAUGCAGAUGCCAUACUUAAAAUUUUGAGGAUGCCAGAAACCAAGAGACUGGAGAUGGCUGCAGCUGCAAGAAGACGUGCAGGCAGAUUUUCAGAGCAAAGAUUUUACGAAGAUUUCAAAGCUGCAGUAAGACCCAUUCUCAGCCAUGCUUCCUAGUAAUGGAAAAACAUUAGAUUAGACACUGAAAAUUAGAGAACAGAGAAAUUUUAGAUAGCUAGUUUCCUCUUCAUACCUGUCAGAAAGAAAAGGGUUUAUCCUUGAGAUAAUAGGUUAUGUUUUCCAGAAUAAUUGAGACACAUUUUGUAACAGUGAUCAGGGAUAGAUUUUACUUGGAAAUAAUGAUUCUUGAGCUUCAUUUGUUUCCUCUUGAAGGAGGUUGAUAUUUGAAAACCAGCAGAGCAAAGAGCAAGGAGAUCAAAUCACUAGAUGGCUUGAGAUUGGAGAGAAUUGAAUUCAGUGUUCUGUAUUUGUAUGUUUUUGAUGGGAAUCUAGGGAUCUCAAUUUUUUUUGGCCAUUUUGGAACUGGGAAAUGUCAGUUUGAGAAUUUAUAUUUUAUAUACCAACUUAAGCUUUUUCCGAGAAAA